This is a messenger RNA of Ziziphus jujuba (common jujube), 1809 nucleotides long. RefSeq names its product photosystem II CP47 reaction center protein. Gene Ontology annotation, molecular function: chlorophyll binding. NCBI's taxonomy places the organism in Eukaryota, Viridiplantae, Streptophyta, Magnoliopsida, Rosales, Rhamnaceae. Gene Ontology annotation, biological process: photosynthesis, light reaction; photosynthetic electron transport in photosystem II; photosynthesis. Gene Ontology annotation, cellular component: photosystem II; membrane. The record is from RefSeq and is a predicted model, not a curated record.
AUGGGUUUACCUUGGUAUCGUGUUCAUAUCGUCAUAUUGAAUGAUCCCGGUCGUUUGCUUGCUGUCCAUAUAAUGCAUAUAGCUCUGGUUGCUGGUUGGGCUGGUUUGAUGGCUCUAUACGAAUUAGCGAUUUUUUAUCCCUCUGACCCUGCUCUUGAUCCAAUGUGGAGACAAGGGAUGUUUGUUAUACCCUUAAUGACUCGUUUAGGAAUAAAAAAUUCAUGGGGCGGUUGGAGUAUCACAGGAGGGACUAUAACAAAUCCGAGUAUUUGGAGUUACGAAGGUGUGGCCGGUGCACAUAUUGUGUUUUCUAGCUUAUGCUUUUUGGCAGCUAUCUGGCACUGGGUGUAUUAGGAUCUAGAAAUAUUUUAUGAUGAACAUAUAGGAAAACCUUUGGCUUUGCCCAAAAUCUUUGGAAUUCAUUUAUUUCUUUCAGGGUUGGCUUGCUUUGGUUUUGGCGCAUUUCAUGUAACAGGGUUGUAUGGUCUGGGAAUAUGGGUAUCCGAUCCUUAUGGACUAACCGGAAGGUGACAAUCUGUAAAUCCGGUGUGGGGUGUGGAAGGUUUUGAUCCUUUUGAUCCGGGAGGAAUAGCCUCUUAUCAUAUUGUAGCAGGGACCUUGGGCAUAUUAGCAGGUCUAUUCCAUCUUAGCAUCCAUCUGCCCGAACGUCUAUACAAAGGAUUACGUAUGGGAAAUAUUGGAACCGUCCUUUACAGUAGUAUCGCUGCUGUCUUUUUUACAGCUUUUGUGGAUGCUGGAACUAUGUGGUAUGGUUCGGCAACUACCCCGAUUGAAUUAUUUGGUCACACUCGUUAUCAAUGGGAUCAAGGAUACUUUUAAAAAGAAAUAUAUCGAUGAGUUAGUGCUAGGCUAGCCGAACAUGAAAAUUUAUCCAAAUCUUGGUCUAAAAUUCCUAAAAAAUUAGCUUUUUAUGAUUACAUCGGCAAUAAUCCAGCAAAGGGGGGAUUAUUCAGAGUGGGCUUAAUAGAAAAUGGGGAUGGAAUUGCUGUUGGGUGGUUAGGACACCCUAUUUUUAAAGAUAAAGAGGGUCGUGAACUUUUUGUACGUCGUAUGCCUACUUUUUUUGAAACAUUUCUGGUUGUUUUGGUAGACAGAGACGGAAUUGUUAGAGCCAAUGUUCCUUUUAGAAAGGUAGAAUCGAAAUACAGUGUCGAAUAAGUAGGUGUAACUGUUAAGUUCUAUGGUGGUGAACUCAAUGGAGUCAGUUACAGUGAUCCUGCUACUAUGAAAAAAUAUGCUAGAUGUGCUCAAUUGGGUGAAAUUUUUGAAUUAGAUCGUGGUACUUUGAAAUCUGAUGGUGUUUCUUGUAGCAGUCCGAGGGGUUGGUUUACUUUUGGACAUGUUUCAUUUGCUUCUCUUUUCUUCAGACAUAUUUGGCAUGGUGCUAGAACCUUGUUCAGAGAUGUUUUCACUGGUAUUGACCCUGAUUUGGAUGCUCAAGUAGAAUUUGGAGCAUUCCAAAAACUUGGAGAUCCAACUACAAGAAGACAAGUAAUCUGAUAGAAUAUUGUUUUGUUAUUUUUCAUUCUUAGUUUUGUGAGUAGGGUACCAAAUAAAUCUUGAUUUGAAUCGCUACCUUUUCUUUGACUCUUGCUCUUUCUUUAUCCGAGAGACAAUCCCAAAUAAACAGGUAUAGAAGCUAUAAUUGUAUGUAAACCAUGAUCAAAUCUAUGGAAGCAUUAGUUUAUACAUUCCUCUUAGUCUCAACUUUAGGAAUAAUUUUUUUCGCUAUCUUUUUUCAAGAACCACCUAAAGUUCCAACUAAAAAGGUGAAAUGAUUUUUCAUUA